AGCAGCGCUGCCUCGUCCCGCUUUCCUGUGGGGAGCACGGAGGUGGUUGCCCUGUCCCCGGGACUGUGCGGGAAAAUUCGCGUCUCCAGAGGAUUUUUCUUUCCCAAGGAGUGGCCGGAUGGAGGAGGAGGAAAAGCCCCGGAGAUGCCACACGAGGAGGGGCUGCAAACCCAGCGCAGGGAGCUGCGAGGAGCAAAGACCCUCCCUGUGCCAGGAGGGCGGCCAGAGAUCCAGCCAGAGCUCAGAGCUGGUGGAGAAGCCUCAUGGAGGGGAGAAGCCCCACAAGUGCUUGGAAUGUGGGAAGGGUUUCAGCUACAGGUGCGUCCUGAAGAAACACCAGGUGAUCCACACUGGGGAACGGCCCUAUGAGUGUGGGGAAUGUGGGAAGAGCUUUAGGUAUAGCUCCAAUCUGAUCCAGCACAAGAGGAUCCACACUGGGGAACGCCCCUUUGGGUGUGGGGAAUGCGGGAUGAGCUUCAGCCAACGCUCCAGCCUGAUGGUACACCAGAGGACCCACACUGGGGAGAAGCCCUACGAGUGUGGGGAAUGUGGGAAGAGCUUCAGAGGAAGCUCAGCCUUGAUCCAGCACCAGAGGAUCCACACUGAGGAAGGGCUCUACACAUGCUUGGAAUGUGGGAAGAGCUUUGGAUGGAGUUCUAGCCUGAGGAAUCACCAGCGCAUCCACACCGGGGAGAGGCCCUACGAGUGUCCCAAGUGUGGGAAGAGGUUUCAGACCAGCUCCAAUCUCCUCAUACAUCAGCGGAUUCACAGAGAGGAGAGGCCCUUCCGCUGCCCCGACUGUGGGAAGGGCUUCAAGCACAACUCACACCUCACUGUCCACCGGCGCAUCCACACUGGUGAGAGGCCCUACGAGUGUCCUGAGUGUGGGAAGAGCUUCUCCAGGGAUUCUCACUUGACCCGACACCAACGGAGGCACUGCUAAGGGAAGCGCUGUGAGUGCCCCGAGAGCGGGAAGAGCUUCGUGCGCUGCUCCAGCUCCAUCCCCUGUGGGAGGAUCGGCCUUGGAUGAUCCCCAGUGACUCCCGUUGGGCAGAGCCCUGCUGAUCCGUGGUCCUCCUGAUCCCUGCUGGCUGUGGGGAAGGUGUUGGAGACAUUUCUUUCCCUUCUCCUGGUGCUGCUGUGAUUUGGUUGGUAAUAAAUUCCCUCCCUGUGCCCAGGCUGGCUCUGCUGUGGCCGCGCCGCUGCUCGGGGCGGGAUCUCUCCCGAUCCUUCUCUCAGCUCCCAGCCUUUCCUCAGCCCAUCACAGAAGGCACUAAAAUAAUUGAGCCCAUCAGAGCGCAGGGCGCUGAGGACUCCCCAGAUGCCAGCCAGCCCCACAGCGCCCCGAGCUCCUCAGCCGGACUCCCCUGGUGCUGCGGAGUCAGGGCUGCCCCGGAGCUCUUGGCUACUCUGGGCUGCUGCGGGCACCCCCGCACCUGUGUCCUGCACACACAGGGCUGUUUCAGGAGAUGCUGAAGUGCGGCUGGCACUGCAUGAACGGCACCGAGCGGGGGAGGGUCGUGGACAGGAACAGCGACAACCGGGAGCAGCUCCUGCCCUUGGGCAGCGAUGUGGGGCUGUAGGUGGGGGACACCUCCUGUGGGGAGAAGUUGCCAGGUCCUGGAACAGCGACCCGCAAUGGAGGGAGUACAGACGGGCUGCGGCGGACAGGCACUGCAGCACAACUACGAGUUGUCCAGCCCGUUCCUCGUGGAGCGCGGAGGUGAGCGUGGGGCAGAGUGUGUCCCGUGGGGCCCUGCCCUGGCAAUGACCCUGGAUCGCCUCAAAACCUUCCUGGGAAUCAGCCCAGAGCACUCAGCCCUCCUUGUGUCCAUCCCCGCGGCCUCCUGCCCCUCUCCGAGACACCCGUGGCUCUCCCAGUCCAUCCCAGUCCGUUCCCAGUCUCUCCCAGUUCUCCCCCGCGUGUCCAUCCCGGCCGUGCGUGGAGCUGACGCCGCUCAUCCUAUCAGAGCUUGUCUCUCUGAUGACUCAUCUGUUGCCAGGCAGACCCGCAGCGCCGAGUGCCCCGCGCUCGAUUCGGCCUCCCAGUGCCGCGUGCUUCAUUCCCAGUUCCUCCCAAUCCCUCCCACUUCCCCUCAGCCGACUCCCAGUCCAUUCCCAGUUCAUUCCCAGAGCUCCACCCUCUCUCUCAGUCACCCCCAUCCUCUCCCAUUUCUCUCACCCCAGUCCCUGCCAAUUCAUUCCCAGUCCAUCCCAGUCUUUCUCAAUCCAAUCCCAGUCCCUUCUAGUCCGUUCCCAGUCCCUUAUGUAAUAAAUCGCCAAACCAAAUUCAGUAAACCAAAAUUUAGAAUUUUAUUUUGAGACUUAAACACAGUCUCCGGUAGCCACAAUUAAAAGGGACUGCGUCGAAUCCCGGGAUUUCGGCACUGGGUGAACGCGGUAACAGACUCUGUCAGCCUGUCACCCCCUCUGUUCACAAAUUCUGUCUAAUACCACUGGUUUUUAUACAGUCUUUCGCUGAGAGUGGACCGAGACCGUAAGACUCUUGCUUCCGUGGUACUUCAUUAGAUAUUCAUGUUCAUGUCCGGGGUCUGUUGAUGGAUUCUCAAAGUGGAACAAUGCCAUGAUUGCCGUGUCUAGAGAAGGUUUGGAAAUGUUAAAUCGGGCCAGAACAGAUAAGAUAUCGUUCUGAUUUAAUCAUUCAAUUGUUAGUGCGCCCAUUUCCCAUUCUCCGUUAUUUUGUGCCUUUCUGUAGGAUUGUUACAAAGCGGUUCCCGGGAGGAAUUCCUUCUAUUCCCUUAACCCUCGUGUCCCUCUGUGCAGUUUUAGUCUUGGUUAACCCUAAACACACCUUUAGGUUUACUGAUCUUAAACUAAGCUUAAAGUAGAUCAAUUUUACAUAGUACAUUAUUACAUUUUACAGUGAAUCAAUUACAUAUCAUAUUACCUAACACGAAUUAACUUUAGAACAUAUAUCACAAUCCCUCCCCUUCUAUAUAAACACAUUUAAUUUGUGUUCCUGUUACUGUCUUUUUUUUCUUUUUGACAAAAAAGCCUCUUAACAAGAAUGUCACUCAACCUAAGAGGGCUUUCUAAUUUUAAACAUUCUAUUCCUCUUCAGAUUCACUCCAAUAUGAUUUAUCUUCAUCUUCCUCCUGUACUUGAGCUUCAAACUUUGCUAGAACUCCUGCUGCCCUGCUUUUUUCUUCAUUUAACUUCAUGAUUCUUGAUACCUUACUGUUUUUGCUAAACGCUCCUGAGGCUAAUUCAGGAUCUGUGGGCAAUGAUGAGAUUUGCAUUCCUUGAACUACUGUGUGAAUGAGCCGGAUAAAACAAGGUAUCAAGCAUGGUAAGAAGAUGAAUCCUGCUGCUGAACAUAAAAUGAAGAAUCCCACUUUCUUCUACCAAGCCCCUGUACCAAACAAUUGAUCCCACCAGGAGGCCUGGAGGAUUGAAUUCCAUUUUUGAACAGGUACAUGGGCUACCUUCUUUAUUUCAGCUGCUAAACCCCUGAUAGUUUCUCGUAAUCGUUUAUUUCUAUGCAACAUUCAGACUCGUUGAAUUUCCCACACACUCCUCCCUCUUCUGCUAACAGGUAAUCCAAAGCGAUUCUAUUCUGAUACACAAGCCCCCUCUUUUAUGAGUGCUGCUGGGCUAGCAGCUCUAAGGCAUCUGAGGUGUGAUUAGAGACUGUUUCUACUACAGCCUGCAGUCUGAUUAGCCUGUUGAGUAAAUAAACUAGAGUCCUGUAACCCCAACUCCCAUCCUGGGCCCAUGUUGCAGGACCAUAGUAUUCUAUUAUACGUUCUGCAGGCCACUCCUCACUUCCCCAUUUCUGGCUUCCCCCUGCAUUCAGGAGUUCUCUUUUUGUUUCCCUUCUUUUUCUGUUGAGGGUCUCAUAUAAUGGAGCACCUAACAGGUUACUGUCCAAUCUGGGCAGUGUGAAAAAGGAAGGUCUAAUCAUUCCCAGGGUGCAGGAUCCUUUCCACUUGCAGGGUAGUUCACUAUAGGCCUUUUUCCCACAGAUACAGUAAAUUCCACUCGGGGCUUUCCACUUGAUUUCUGUGCUUUCUGGCCAUUCCCAGAACUCUUUUAAGUUCUCUAAUGAUUGGUAAGGGUUGGCCCCUGUUAAUUCAUUCCAACAUAGUUCAAUCUCACUAAUCCAGUCACACACUUUCUCUUUCUUCCUGCUCCAGUAUCCAGCAGGUGGCUCAGGCUACCAGAUCUUAGUCUUACUGUUAGAAUUGACAGCCAGCGUGGAUAGGCAAGGGGUAUAUCCCAUUACCUCAGUGUAUUUAUUCCCUUCUCUACUAAUGCAGAUGGUCCCUAUUCUUCGUUUGUCUAAGGUCCACCCCUCGGGUCGUGACAUCGUUUUUAUUAUCUGGUUGUCCCAUUUCAGAAGUUGUUCUGGGGCUAAACUCUCACCUUUCCAGUGCCACCUUUCAGCUGACUUUGGUCCUGCACAAAUCCAGCAGUUUGACAGCCCCAGUUCUGUGGCAAUUUCUUGCACUAGUUCUACAAAAAUUUUUUUGCUAGAAGCUGGCAAACUCCAAUCACUAGAUUGUUUUUCUAAUUGUUCAUACUGUUCACUGAGUGACCUCAUCCUUUCUUGCUCCAUCUUUUUUCUUUUUGCCUUCAGCUCCUGCCUUUUUAAUUCCUGGGCCACUCUCUGUAUUUUGCUUUCUGGAUCCAUCCCCUCCUCAUUUUUAGAGAAACAGAAGGUCCUUUCUAACUUUAAGUAAACCCUUUCAUCGUUCUCACUUAAUAGAUCUCGGAUGAUGGGCCCGCUGCUCAAAGAAGCUGUCUGAAGCCUUUCAUUCUGUCCCACCGAAUAGGUUUUUCCGUUCAGGGUGCACAUUCCUAAUUUAUUCUGAUCAUAGCACAGCUUGUUUACCUGCAAAUAUGCUAUGAAGGUGGAUUCUUUCUUACCCCCAACCCACACAGUUUUAUUAUACUUCUCACAUAUAGGAAUUAUGGGUAGGCUAUUUAGCUCUUUCCUUUUCCUAGACAUUGCCACUGGGUUAUGGUAUAUUGUUUUUUCCUUUAAUUCACAUACUUUGAACCAAGUUUCGUUGUGGGUGCAAAUCCCCAUUUUUUGGAUUUCUGGACAGUUAAAAUGUACCCGGAAAGCUCUAUCUUGGCCCCAGGUAGGCUCUUGCUGAGUCUCCUUUAGGCACUCUUUUUCCUGCCCCAUUUGUCCCUUAGGGUUGGGGAGGCCAUUCGUGAGGUACACGACUAGACUCAGGAUCACCAGGAUUGCCCCUAGGUGUACCCCUCUGCCUUUGCCUCUGCCCACCGGGGUGCCACCAGCGGCGAGGUAAACCAUCUUCUUGGCAGCAAGGAUAUUCUUCCGGGCCUCCAUAGUCUGUCCUGUGAGCAUAUCGCCUUUUGUACUGUCCCUACCUGGCCAAUUUUAUUUGGUCUGCUAUACAGGGUACUUUUACUGUCCGCCUACACUCAAAUGCCAGAGGUUCAGCCCUUAUAUUUAGCUUUCCCCUUAACUCGUUUGUGAAUAAAUGGAACCACUCUGGGGAAUCCAAUUCCAAUAUACCUGCUUCAGUGGCAACGUAUAGGAAGAGGUCUGUGAGCCGCCUUUCCUCCUCUGAGCAAUUCUCACACAGGCUCCAAGGUCUGAUUCCCCAGUAACAAUGAGCUACCCAAAUCUCUUUACAAUGAGCACACUUAAAAUGAACAAAAGGAUGACAGGUACAUCCCUCUUGGAUGCAACUUAUCCAGUAGUCGCUGGUCAUUGAGUCUGUCGGUGGAUCCUCAGCCUCAGAUCUCCCGGUGAAGAGGUUACUCUCCACUUCGUAAGGUUGUCUCGCGGUUCGACCCUCUUUACUCGAGAAGAGUGUGUCCAGCCCUUUUCCGUGGUUCUUACUGCGGUGUCUGUGGUCAAGAGGACGAGGAAAGGUCCCUCCCAUUGCGGAGUCAGCGGUGCUUCUUUCCACGUCUUGAUUAACACCUUGUCUCCCGGUUGGAUCUUGUGGAGGGCAAAUCCUAAAGGUGUACUCUGUGACACCAGUCCACGUUUUCGAAGUUCCUGUAAAUUUUUAUUAAUGGAUACAAGAUAAGAUUGUAUCUGACAAUCCUCAAUUCGAGGGUGUCCCUCUGGCAUUCCAUGUUCGUAUGGCAUUCCAUAUAGCAUCUCAAAAGGGGAUAGCCCUGAUCCCGAGUGGGGUUGAGUCCUGAUAUUCAGAAGUGCCAGGGGAAGGCACUUUAUCCACGACAUCUUGGUCUCAAGCAUAAGUUUCGAUAUUUGGGCUUUUAAUGUUUGAUUCAUCCGUUCUACCUGUCCUGAGCUCUGGGGGUGCCAGGGUGUAUGGUAUUCCCACCGAAUUCCUAGAGCAUUUGCCAAAUGUUUUAUUAUUUUUGAAGUGAAGUGUGUCCCUUGGUCUGAGUCUAUGGAGUCCGGGAUUCCAUACCUAGGUAUUAUUUCCUCCAGCAGUUUUUUAGCUACUGCUUGAGCGGUGGCCCGAGGACCAGGGAACGCUUCUACCCAGUGAGUUAAUUGGUCCACUAUUACUAAUAGGUAUCUAUGCCUCCCAAUUUUUGGUAAUUCCGUGAAAUCCACCUGGAUCCUCCCGAAGGGACGAUAGGCUAAAAGACGUCUCCCUUGUGAUACUUGCCUGUUUCUAGAUUUAUUUAUCUUUUGGCAUACCAUACACCCCUGGACUUCCUGUUUAGCUAGUUCAUAUAUACCUUUACACCCAAAGAAUUUCAAGAAUUGUUCAGUCAGGGCCUGGGUUCCCCAGUGGGUCUGCAAGUGUAACCUUUUUAAAAUUUUUCUGGCAUAAGCCUUUGGUAUUAAUUCUCUACCAUCAGGUAGUUUCCAUUUCCCCUCUUCUAGCAUUCCUCCUAUUUUCUUGAAUUCCUCUGUUUCUUUCUCAGAGGGACAGGGAGGGAAUUCCUGGGGUUCCCCUUCCAAGGUAUCUGGAGCAUUUAGGGUCAGGAGCACUGCCCUUCUUGCCUCCUGAUCUGCCAGGUUAUUUCCCCGUGUUCUGAACUGCAUCCCCACCUGAUGUCCUUUUACAUAUACUACAGCGAUGGCUUUAGGUUCUCUUAUUGCCUCUAAAAUCUGUCUUAUUAAGUUUUCAUGUACUAAGCUUUUUCCCCAUGUGUUUAUUAGUCCCCUUUCUUCCCAAAUUUUUCCGAACGUGUGUACUACUCCAAAAGCAUAUUUUGAAUCUGUGUAAAUGGUCCCUGGUCUUCCCUUUAGCCCUUUUAGAGCCUGCAGGACUGCAGAUAGUUCACAUGCUUGUGCUGACCAGGAUGCACUUAAGGGGCCGGAUUCGACUACUUUUCCUGUUUUUCCAUCUAUGAUGACAUAACCUGACUUUGUUUUCCCUUCCAAAACUCGUGCUUGACCCAUCCACAAACCAUUUUUCCCCCUCCUCUAGUUCCUCAUCUUCUAAAUCUGCUCUAACCUUUGUUUGGAGUUCUGUUAAUUCAGAGCAAUUAUGAGUGGGCCCUUCUGAUGCUUCCCCAAAGGGGAACUCGGCUGGGUUUUUGGCUGUGGUUGUUCUUAGUUCUAAUUCAGGUGCAUGAAUGAGUAUGGCUUCGUAUUUUAAAACCCUAGCAUCAGUAAGCCACUUAUCAGCUUUUUGCUGUAGGAUAGUUCUCAUUGUGGGGAGUGUAAACUACUAACGGGGCCCCAAAGGUAAUUUUCUUAGCUUCUUCCACUAGCAGGGCUACUGCCACAAUUGCCUGCAGGCAUAUGGGCCAUCCCCUGCUUACUGGGUCUAGUAAUUUUGAGAUAUAGCUGACGGGUUUUCUGGUCCCCGCCCAAUCCUGGGUUAGGACCCCGUGAGUUGUGUGGUUACUUACAUCGAUGAACAACUGGAACUUCUUUCUCACAUCGGGGAGGCUUAGGACAGGGGCUGCAAUUAAGGCUUGCUUCAAAUACUUUAAUUCCCUUUCAUCUUGCUCAGUCCAUUUUAGCUUAUCUGUGGUUAAUUUCUCAUACAAAAACUUAACCUUCUCGCUAUAACCCUCUAUCCACUGACGGCAGUACCCCCAAAGCCCCAGCAGCCAUCUCACUUAUCUCUUGUUUCUCGGGGGAGGUAACUCUAUUAUGCUGGCCACCCUCUCUGGGUCUUAUCUUUUCUUUCCUUUUGUAAUCCAAUGUCCUAGGUACUUUACCUCAGGCUCUGUAAACUGAAGUUUAGACUUUGAGACUUUCAAUCCUUUUU
This is a messenger RNA of Hirundo rustica (Barn swallow), 8153 nucleotides long. Its product is annotated as zinc finger protein 239-like. The record is from RefSeq and is a predicted model, not a curated record. Lineage: Eukaryota; Metazoa; Chordata; Aves; Passeriformes; Hirundinidae. The coding region runs from base 119 to 943 and encodes 274 amino acids. Gene Ontology annotation, cellular component: nucleus. The transcript has 2 exons.